Messenger RNA from Lactuca saligna, 2244 nucleotides. The record is from the annotation of a GenBank genome assembly. NCBI's taxonomy places the organism in Eukaryota, Viridiplantae, Streptophyta, Magnoliopsida, Asterales, Asteraceae.
GUUUGGUGUAGUUUCUUAUUCUAUUCUUUCUAUUCUCCGAAAUCUGGAAGAACACUGAACAUAUAAUCUACCAAAAAUCAUAAAAACUUUCGUUUCCAGAAUUUCUGCACAAAAAUCUUAGUUCAAUGACACUUUCUCGUACAAAAACGAUCCCCAUUUUGUUCCUUUUCGUGUUCAUCAAUCAUGUUUUAGCUAAAAACCUCACAGAUGAAUGUGUUCUUGACGUUCAACUUUCUUCGGACUGCAAAACUGCUAAUUGGGAUGGAUUUUUCAGCACCGAUUGUUGCGAAUCAGCUUUUGAAGAGUAUCUAUCCGCAUUAUCAAAACACACGAAUCAAACUGGAUCGAUUUUCUUGAAUUUGAUACAACAACAAACUUGUCGAUCAUCGUUGGAAGGUAGCAACGGAAGAAAUCUUUUGAGCUGCGGUGUUGAAAAGCUAACCUCCGGUUCCGGAAGCUGCUCGGAUUUCACGCUGAAUGAUGUUGCUAACAAGCUCGAGAGCUCUUUAUCCAGUCUAGAUCAAGAUUGUGAGGUAUUGGAAUCAAGAAACGACUGCAAUUCUUGUUUAGAAAGAUGGAAAAAGAUUGGUGGUUUGACUACGAACAGUAGUGUGGAAGAGACUGAACUUUGUAGAUUCGCUGUGCUUGUUUCGAUGGUGAGUCGAAAGAUCUCUGAUUUCAAAUGGGUUCAAGCCGUUUAUCAGUGUCUUGGCCAGCAUCAAAUAAGUUUUCGAUUAGAUCAAUCCCAGAAUCUUGAAGAUGAUAAUCAUAAACACAAGAAAAAGCGGACCACUGUUGUGGUAAUUCUGGUGGGAGGUCUGAUCGGGAUCAUGAUCAUAAUCAUUGCAUUGUGGAUUUGGUUUAGAAGAUCAGUCGCCGGAAAGUUGCCAAUGGGCAAAGUGGAUAUGUCUGUCAUAAGGUCACCAUUUCCAAAAGAAGUAAGCACGAAGUUAACAGUUAGGGAUGUUUAUGCCGCUACAAAUGAUCUCAAAGCAUCAAACUUUAUCGGUGAAGGAAACGCGGGGAAAGUGUACAAAGGCGUACUUGCGAAUGGUCAAAAUGUUGCAAUAAAGCACAUUGUGAACGAUGGAGAAAUGGAAACGUUUGUGCGGGAAAUCACGAGUUUGUCACACGUAAGACAUCCAAACCUCGUAAGAUUGCUCGACCAUUGUGAGGGCGAAGGCGAGUGUUUUCUCGUUUAUGAGCUUUGUCAUUGGGGAAAUCUUUCAGAAUGGCUAUUUAGUAAAGAUAAAGUUCUCACAUGGAUCCAACGUCUUCACAUCGCAAUUGAUUGCGCUCGAGGACUAUGGUUUCUUCAUACAUAUCCUGGAGGAUGCAUAGUUCAUCGCGAUAUAAAGCCAACAAAUAUCCUCUUGAACGUCAACUUUCAAGCGAAGUUAGCAGACUUUGGUUUGUCCAAAAUCAUCGAUACGGGUCUAUCUCAUGUUAGCUCGGAAGUGAGGGGAACAUUUGGUUAUGUGGAUCCCGAAUAUCAAAAGAAUAGUCGUGUGAAUCCAUCUGGUGAUGUUUAUAGUUUCGGGAUAGUGCUUUUACAACUUCUUUCGGGGCAACGAGUGAUCAACAUAGACUUACAAAGGCCAAUGCCACUUGGGAAGAUGGCCAAGAUGCUAACAAGGGAUGGGAGUAUGACGGAGUUUGCGGAUCCGAAACUUAAUGGGGAUUACUCAUUUAAAGCUUUUGAGUGUAUGAUCAAUCUAGCGGUUUCAUGUAUAGGGAUGAAGCAACAAAGGCCAUCCAUGGAACAAGUGGUCACAGGAGUUGAAAAGGCUCUUGACAUUUCAAUACGAGAUCGGUCACUUACACCUUCAUUUUCCUCGGACACUGUCUAGAUUGAAAAGGUCAUAUGCUUAGGCCCUAUUUAUCUUUUCCCAUUAAGUGUUAUCAGGGAAAUGAUUUCUAAACGAUAUUUAAGAAUAUGAGACGAUUAGAAAAUGAAAGGAAAGAAUUUGUGAUGGAAAAAUUGUAAAAAGAUAGAUUUAAUCAGAAAAGUCUUGUAUCCAUGCCUUUCUCUAAUAAGUCGUUAUUUAUACAUUAAGUAAUAUAUGUAGUUUCAGAGGAUCUACAUGUAUUUGGUUAGCAACUCAUGUGAAUAAGGUUAAGAUUAAGGUUAAGGUUGUAGCUUCGAAACUUGAAUGGCCCAAAUGAAGUUCAUUUCCAUUAUUUUCUGUAUUUGUUCAUUUGUUGUUUAAUUUAAAUUGAUAUUUAUAUCAAUGUCAUAGCCAC